This is a messenger RNA of Clupea harengus (Atlantic herring), 2626 nucleotides long. RefSeq names its product aristaless related homeobox a (gene arxa). Gene Ontology annotation, biological process: regulation of transcription by RNA polymerase II. The record is from RefSeq and is a predicted model, not a curated record. Lineage: Eukaryota; Metazoa; Chordata; Actinopteri; Clupeiformes; Clupeidae. Gene Ontology annotation, molecular function: DNA-binding transcription factor activity, RNA polymerase II-specific; RNA polymerase II transcription regulatory region sequence-specific DNA binding.
GGGAGACACAGAGCGAUUCAAGCCUCUCACUCCUUCAAAUACCAACUGCACCUGAGAAAGGGGAGACAAAAUGAGCAGUCCGUACCACGAAGAUGUUCACGACAGAGGCGACUGCAAGAGCAAAUCGCCUACACUGCUUUCCUCGUACUGCAUAGACAGUAUCCUCGGGAGGAAAAGCCCGUGCAAAGUCAGACUGCUUGGGGCGCAAAGUUUGCCAGCGUUGCCGGCGAGGACGGAGAACGAGCAAGGGGCUGAGGACAUGCACCUGCCACCAAAACUACGCCGGCUAUAUGGCCCUGGGGGACGAUACAUUGACACUUCCAGAGGUUAUCACGAACACGCAGAGCGAGGAGAGAGAGAGCGGCUUUUGGACCAGGCCUGCGAAAAUCUCAAAAUCAACCAAGCCCCACAAGUCAGUAUAAGCCGCAGCAAAUCCUACAGAGAGAAUGCGUCCUUCAGUCAUAACGAGGAAGGGCAUAGUCCAGGGCACGGGGCCGAAGAGCUUGUGGAACUUAGCACGCUGAAGUUCGAAGAGGAUGCUGUGAAAGAGGAAACGUGUGGAGACGCUGAACUAUCUCCGAAGGACGAAGAGAGUCUACAGAACGAUGGGGAUGUAAAAGAUGGCGAGGACAGCGUUUGUUUGUCAGCGGGCAGUGAUUCGGAGGAGGGGAUGAUGAAGAGAAAGCAGAGAAGAUACAGGACUACCUUCACCAGCUACCAGCUUGAGGAACUGGAGAGGGCCUUCCAGAAAACUCACUACCCAGAUGUGUUCACGAGGGAGGAGCUCGCGAUGCGGCUGGACCUGACUGAGGCACGCGUACAAGUGUGGUUCCAGAACCGCCGAGCCAAGUGGAGAAAGCGUGAGAAAGCUGGGGUGCAGACACACCCGUCCGGUCUCCCCUUCCCUGGACACCUGGCAGCAGCCCAUCCCCUAAGCCACUACCUGGAUGGGGGACCAUUCCCACCACACCACCACCCUUCGCUGGAGUCAGCUUGGACGGCUGCUGCAGCCGCUGCUGCUGCCUUCCCCGGCUUGGCUCCACCCCACAACGGCUCUGGCAUGCCCCCUGCCACACCCCUUGGGUUGGGCACCUUCCUGGGUACAGCCAUGUUUAGACAUCCUGCUUUUAUUGGACCCACCUUUGGCAGACUCUUCUCCAGUAUGGGUCCCCUGACCAGUGCUUCUGCUGCAGCUGCCCUCCUCCGACAGCCAGCCCCGCCCGUGGAGAGCCAGGUCCAGCCGGGCCCCGCCCUGACCUCUGACCCCUCAUCUUCCCACGCCGCCGACCGUCGCGCCUCCAGCAUCGCCGCCCUCCGGCUCAAGGCCAAGGAGCACUCGGCCCAGCUGACCCAGCUCAACAUCCUGCCAUCGGGCGCCACAGGCAAGGAGGUGUGCUGAGCUGAGCCGACUGAACCUCUGCCACGUCACGCUACCCUCGCACACAGCUGCCCCUCUGAAAAAAAAUGUUCCCACUUACCUCCCUUCCCAACUAAAGCAAGACCAAAUCCAUAGAAUCUCUAGCAAAACUGGACUGCAGUUGGCACUUGCUAGAGGUCGAGAACUGCUCCUCACAGCAUCCAUCCUCCAUCCGACCUCCACUGCCUACCCCAUGUACAGAGACCUGCGUAUGGGCAGUCCACUCUCUGAACUGAUCUCCCCUGGGCAGCAGGUUAUGGUGUGAACCUGUUGCCUGGGGUGGCCUCUGGUCGUCUCCGUGCCAACCUAGCCUGCAUGUCAUGGCAGGGAAAGACACUGGCUCACACAGUCACCUAAAAUGCACUGCCAACCACCACCCACUACCCCACUGUCUCACCCCAACACAUUUGAUCUUUUUAUAGCCCGCCUGUCUUGAACAUUUCCUGUUAGCAGUGUACUUAGUGUGUGUGUUCACAAAUAUAUUCUAGCCUGAUGAGACCUAGUGUUCAAACGGACCAUUGAAGCCACAUGGGGAGGGGAAGAGGGGAGGGGGGGCACCGGUACACACACCUCAGCAAGCAUCAGGGUGCAGUGGGGUGGCCUGUGCUCUCUGUCCGCUGUGCACCAGAGGCCAAUAUACCAAAGGGAAACCCUGUCAACACGUCAGACUCUUUCCAGACUCUCUAGCCCUAGAUUCAGUCUAUCCAUCAUUAGAGUGAGGGUCUCCACACCGACUUCACUCCAACUGACCUGUUGAGCAUUUGUGUACUGUAAUACAUCUUAUGUGUUUGUUUUUUGGCCUUUUAUUUUAAAACCCCCAUUUCAACUGCAUAUCAUGUCCUCCACUUGACAAGACAGAUGAUGUGAUGUUUAGAUUAAAUACACAGCCUCGGUCAUGGAACUGUAAAUGUACAUAGAGCUGUAACAUGAAAAGCAAAAAAGGAAAAAAAAAGCACAAAAAAACAAACAAACAAAAAACAGAGCCUUGUAUAUUUGGAGAAAAAAGUUUGAAAAUAUGCACUUAAUGUAGUAUUGUAUGAAUGUUUCUGAGUAGAAAACCUCCUAUGUUGAUGAGAUAUUAGGUUUUUAGACUAUAAUUUAUGUUCACUCUGCUCAAGAGCAUUUUGAGGGAGAAUAGAGGAUGCUUUAUUGAUAAGUGAAUGUAAAUUGCCCUGGCUUAGGCCAGCUAAACUAUAACUGAAUAAAAAC